Messenger RNA from Aphanomyces invadans, 1200 nucleotides. RefSeq lists its product as hypothetical. The record is from RefSeq and is a predicted model, not a curated record. The transcript has a single exon. Gene Ontology annotation, cellular component: cytosolic large ribosomal subunit. NCBI's taxonomy places the organism in Eukaryota, Oomycota, Saprolegniomycetes, Saprolegniales, Verrucalvaceae. The coding region runs from base 86 to 1036 and encodes 316 amino acids. Gene Ontology annotation, molecular function: structural constituent of ribosome; large ribosomal subunit rRNA binding. Gene Ontology annotation, biological process: ribosome biogenesis; cytoplasmic translation; ribosomal large subunit assembly.
GGCCGACGCCGGCGGCGGUCAUUAACACUUCAGACGCGUGUCUCCUUCGUAAGGUUCAACUCGACUCCGUUAACUACCAAGCAAGAUGGGCAUCUCGAUGGAACGCAAGGGCGAAUACUUCGUCAAGUUGGAGAACCUCCUUGACACGUACAACAAGAUCUUCUUGGUGUCCGUCGACAACGUUGGGUCGAACCAAAUCCAACAAAUCCGUAUCGCGUUGCGCGGCACGGCCGAAGUCCUCAUGGGCAAGAACACCAUGAUCCGCAAGGUGUUCAACAACUACGUGCGCAAGAACCCUGGCCACCCCUUGGAAGGCCUCAUCCCUGCCCUCCGCGGCAACGUCGGGUUUGUGUUCACCAACGGUGACCUCGGCAAGGUGCGCGAAACGUUGGAAGCGAACAAGGUCCCCGCGCCUGCUCGUGUCAACGCGAUCGCUCCCAUCGAUGUGUGGUGCCCUGCCGGUCCCACCGGUUGCGACCCCGGUCAGACCUCGUUUUUCCAGGCGUUGCAAAUCGGUACCAAGAUUCAAAAGGGUCAAAUUGAAAUCGUUGCCGACGUGUUGUUGACCAAGGCCGGUGAAAAGGUCGGAAACUCCGAAGCCGUGCUGCUCCAAAAGUUGAACAUCCGCCCGUUCUCGUACGGUUUGAUCAUUGUCAGCGUGUACGACAACGGCUCGAUCUUCGACCCCAAGGUCUUGGACUUGACCGAAGACAACUUGGUGCAAAAGUUUGUCGGUGGUCUCCGCAACGUUGCGUCCGUCUCGUUGGCCUUGGGCUUCCCCACGUUGGCGUCGAUCCCGCACUCGUUGGCCAACGCCUUCAAGUCCUUGGUCGCUAUUGCUGUUGAAUCGGAAAACUUCUCGUUCAAGAAGGCUGACCCGUUCAAGGCGUUCUUGGCUGAUCCUUCGGCCUUUGCCGCGGCGGCUGGCCCUGCUGCCGGCGGUGCUGCCCCUGCCGCCGCCGCUGCUGCCGUUGAAGAAGAAGAAGAAGAAGCCGAUGUCGGUGCCGGUGACAUGUUCGGCAGCUCUGACUACUAAGCGCGGUUGGUUUCAACUCUUGACGACGAGAUUGGAUGCAAACAUCCCAUGAAGUGUUAAGUAAUUUGACAAGUCCCAUCCUGUCAACAUGAUGUCCUGAAGGGACUUUAUCGCUCCUCUGUUGACACUGAUGACUGUGCCUAUGAAUAUGGCCAAUUUCUAUC